Messenger RNA from Vitrella brassicaformis, 2645 nucleotides. Lineage: Eukaryota; Vitrellaceae. The record is from the annotation of a GenBank genome assembly.
CCCAUCGAUACGUACGUACAUGCAUACUAACAUCGAUCUAUCCAUUCGUGUGCCUGACUGUACAGCGGAGGGGAGGGGAGGGGGGACGGCUAUCUAUAUAGAGUGAUGUAUGUGAUUGAAUCAAGUGACUUUGCCAGGCACCUGAAGGCAGGCAGGACACACAGAAAGCGCGUGGCUGUCCUGUCGAGUGGAUGGAUGGAUGGACGGAUAUAUGACUAGGUAGUGAGUGUGUGUGUAAGGUAGGCUAGCCGUAGGUGUGUGUGCAUGUGUGUAGGGAGGGAGGGAGGGAGGGCACCGUACGUGUGUUGCGUACCGUGUAUGCCAUCAUGGAGCCCUGCUGGUUCCCUUCGUUGUUCUGCAUCAGGGACACACAGACAGACAGACAGACAGACAGACAGAUGGACGGACGGACGGACAGACGACAUGCAUAGAUGGAUGGAUGGAUGGACACUGUCGUCCGUCCGUCUGACUGAGUCUUGCAAGCCCCAGCCAACCAACCACCCCUGUCUGACUGACUGACUGACCAAGACGAGGAUAAUCGUGAAGCGCCAGGUGGUCGAGUCCAAACCUGAACCAACGAAAGCCAACCCACACACACGUGGGCAGCAAACCGUGAGGGUGUCCCGUGUGGAUCCUAGCCCGCACUGGGUGAAGGUUUUGUCUCUUGUUGUGAGUGACAGUCAUUCGCCUACAUCCGUAGAGGGGCCAGCCUGGAAAGAGGUGGAAGAACUGCACACACCCACAGACAGACAGACAGACAGGCGUUCAGCUCCUCCAGACGCAUGCCAUGCCAUCGAAGCGCAGGGCUCUCUCUCUCCUCGCAUCCAUCCAUCCAUCCAUACAUAGAUGUAAACAUACGGUGAUUGCAGCGAUGAGUUCUUUGGCGGUGAAGACCAUCUCAGCCGGGGCGGGCAACGCCGAAUUAGCUGACUCAACCAACCAACCAAGAGUAAGCCAGAGGCAGGCGGCGGACAGACACAGAGACAGACAGACAUGCAUGGGGCGGACGCAUACAUGAAGUCAUGCUUUACUGAAAUUUAUGCCUCCCUGCCUCCCCCUGCGUCCCGCCCACCAUCUCCCUCCCUCCCUGGGUGGCGUACCGGUGGGAUUGAUGAAUUGGUUGUGAUUGAAGACCGCCUCCACCUCUCCAUCCGGGUGAACUGAAUGAGUCAAUCAAGGACACAAGGCACCAGCCAGCAACGUUACACCAAACCACACACACACACACACACACACAACGGUUGGUGUGUGGAUGCAUUGGGUCGAGUCGAGGGUGCUCACUGCCUGAGACGGUGAUAGCGACCUCCGCCUGUGCCAUGUUGUACUGCGGUGCGUCCCCGGCUCCCGCCCCUGACUGCCCACCAGGCUGGUAUCCCGCUAUGGGUGAGUGUGAGAGCUUGAUGGCGAUGUCGUCACAGCCCAUGUGCUUCAUCUUCUCUACCAACUGCUUGAGCUUCACCACCGGAGGCAGCUUGAACUGCCACUGCGUAAACAGUCAGGUCCGUAUGUGUAGUGUGUGUAUGUCCUUCCUGUGUGUGCCCACCUACGUACGUACCUCUGGGUUUCCCAAGUCAAGUUGAUCUAAACCAUGGAGUUCAUCGGCCCUCUGCACUUGAACUGGACACUCCUGAAAGGGCAGCCAGGCAGCCACCCGGUGUCCACUGUAUGUACUGUAGGGGUCUGUCUGUCUGUCAGUCCGUCUGUCGGUCGGCCGGUGAGUGGUGACGUGACGACAAUCAAUACCUGAACGACACUAUAGUCGGAGUUGGGCAUUUGCAGCUCGAAGCUCAACACGGGGAACCCAUGGCGCCUGCAGACACCCAACACACGCACUCCGGUGACGCAUUGCAAUGCAUUGGAUCAUUCAGGAGCCAUCGGUGCACUGCAUCCCUGUGGUCUGUGUGUCUGUGUGUGUCUGUGUGUGGCGGCCAUGGAUUUACUUGGCUAGUUUGCAUACGGUGAGUUCUGCAGUGACCAUGUCCUUGACGGCGGUCCAGAGGUCGUCAAGUGAGCAGCUCAGCCCGAUGACGUUGUUGUUCUUGCUCUCCACCAACACGUCGUAGAAGAAACGACCCUGACCACAAUCAAUCAGUCACUCAAUCAAACACACACUCUACUCGGGGCCCUGCCCUGCCUGUCGUGGGAGGGAUGCGAUGUGCCCUGCGACCACCGUGAAUGUAGGUACGUACCAUGAAGAGGUUGCAGGCGGCAGUUCCGAACAAGGGGCGGAUGAGCAUCUGGUCGCUGGUGAUCUUGAUCAUCGACGACAUGCUGGCCACGCCCUGUAAGGCAUCGCUCUGCGUCGCCUGGGUGGUGCUGGUGCUGGCCGACGUCCCCGGGCCACCUGACUUGCCGCCCUGUGAGCAUGCUCGAUGCAGCGCUUGAAUCGCCUCUGGACUCACGCACCACGCAAACAUCCGUGGGAAGGAAUGGGGAAUGGUGAUGACUUCCACUUGCUUACUUACGAAACAGUCCUCAGACUCCUGGUCCAUAAAGCGGUCAGCACACAGCCACACACAUGCAGGAAACCACAGACAGAAGCCACACACACUUUCAUGAGAGAUCUUAGGCAGCCCAGGCGUGAGUCAUGCGGCUGACCUUCCUCACAUACGCACGGAACUUCAUGACUUCCACGCCGGUCGGGC